AUGAAGGAUAUGAAAGAGCUCUUGAAAAUACUUGGAGUGGGGAGUUUGGAGCUUGGUCUGUGCAUCAAUAAGAGCAAGACCAAGUUAAUGAUAGUUGACCGCUCCGGAAAUCUGCUCGACACCGCCAAUAUACCAUCCGUAGACAUCGUGGAGGAUUACAUCUAUCUAGGCUCCCAAAUAUACAACGAUGGUAGUGGUGUGCCGGACAUAAAAAGACGCAUAGCAAUGGCGAAAAGUGCUAUGAUACGGGUUGGUAGUAUAUGGAAAAAUCGAGGCAUAACAUUCAACACUAAGAGCCGCUUGGUCCGUGCCUUGAUUUUCCCUAUAUUCAUGUACGGAGCUGAAACGUGGACCAUCAAAGCAGGAGAAAGGCAAAGGAUAGACGCCUUCGAGAUAUGGUGUUGGAGGCGCAUGUUGAGAAUACCCUGGACAGCCAAGCGCACAAGUGUGUCCAUCCUGGUGCAGCUAGGAGUUAGUGUUCGACUUUCCUCUAUAUGUUACCAACGUUUGCUUUCUUAUUUCGGGCACAUAAUGUGGCGGGGGAAUAGUUGCGGACACCGAAGGCAAAAGACCUAG
Messenger RNA from Pararge aegeria (speckled wood butterfly), 576 nucleotides. RefSeq lists its product as uncharacterized. The transcript has a single exon. The coding region runs from base 1 to 576 and encodes 191 amino acids. NCBI's taxonomy places the organism in Eukaryota, Metazoa, Arthropoda, Insecta, Lepidoptera, Nymphalidae. The record is from RefSeq and is a predicted model, not a curated record.